This is a messenger RNA of Agrilus planipennis (emerald ash borer), 1966 nucleotides long. RefSeq names its product targeting protein for Xklp2 homolog. Gene Ontology annotation, cellular component: microtubule; spindle. The transcript has 11 exons. Bases 74 to 1804 code for a protein of 576 amino acids. Gene Ontology annotation, biological process: activation of protein kinase activity; regulation of mitotic spindle organization. The record is from RefSeq and is a predicted model, not a curated record. Lineage: Eukaryota; Metazoa; Arthropoda; Insecta; Coleoptera; Buprestidae.
GCUUUUUAUCAAAUAAUAACCGUCAAUUUUUAGAAAAGUUGUUAGUGAUGUGUGAAUAAAUAAACGAAUAAAAAUGAGUGAAACUAAUUUUGCUUUUAGUGCUCCGCAAUACUACGACUUUGCUUCAUUUACCGAAGAAGAUGUUAGAGAUUUAGAACAAUACUUUGAAGUAGAUCAUGAAUCCAAACAGAAUCACAUUGACGAAUUCGUCCUAAUCAGCAGUGAUGAUGAUAUUGAAGAAUUCUGUUCUGUACUAGUUGAAGAUGUGGCAGUUGAAGACACUAACUCACGUAAUAAAUUAAGAAAAUCCUUUAGUACUGGCAAUAUUUUAACAGCAUGGCAAUCCACGAAAUUAGGGGAAGAAGUACAUGAUUCAAACACCAAUAAUUGUCAAUUAAAUAAUUUAAAAGGAAAGAAAAAGAUUCAAAAUUGUCUAAGUUCUACAUCUCUUUUUAAAGAAGACAGGCCACUUCAUAGAGUAACACAAUCCUGUGUAUCUCAAGAAUGGAUUAAUAAAUUAGCCCAGCCGAAGUAUAACUCGCACAAUUCUCGUUUUGUUAGUAUGGCUGAAGCUGUACAAAGAUUUCAAAGAGAAACUCCUACACGUUAUCGUUCUAAACUAUAUAGUAAACCGCACAGUGCUUCGAUCACCGUUGAUCACAAUAUCCCAAAACCGCCAACUGUUCCUAAGUCACCAGCUUUAUAUACCAGAAAUAGAAUUCGAUCUUCUACUCUUCCCUCCAGGGAGCAACGGGAACUAAUGGAGUUUAAAGAAGCUCAAAAGAAUAAAAUUGUUUCUCAUCCUGUUAAUCGAAAGAUACUUAGAAGCCCUGCUGCAAAAGUACCUGUUGAAAUUAAACCUUCUACUGUCCCUCAACCCUUUCACUUAACCGAAUCUAACAAAAAGGAGCCUCCAAAAACUGACCUAGAGGAGUUUAAAUUCCAUGCAAAUCCGGUACCCAAAGGUUUGUUUAAUGCUAUUGAAAACCCAGUUAUAAAAAAAAGUAGCACAACUCAGCCCAGGACUCCAGCUCUCCUAAAACGGUAUAACGCUCUAAUGCAAGAGAAAGCUGAGAAAGAAAAGAAAGAAAUGGGUAACGAACCGUUCAAAAACAUGCAUGUGGAAGGUGAAAAUAAAUUUAAUGUCGAAUCAAAUGAAGAAUGCUCCGAUAAAAAUGCGAAAAAGUGUACUGAAGUGAGGCCUUUUAGUUUUGAAGAAAGAGACAGACUAAUACAAAAAAAGAAAGACGAGGCUCUUCAAAAGAUCAUGGAAGAAGAAAGGAAAAUGAGAGAAUUUCACGCAAAACCAGUGCCCAAGUUUAUUUAUGAAAAGAAAGUUCGUAUGUCAGAAGCGUUGGCACCUAAACAGUAUUUAGUAAAUGCUGAAAAAUCGUCUCAGAAGUUGGAACAACCGGCUCCUCAGUUCAAAGCUCGACCUGCCAAAGUACUCCAAAUGAAACCGUUUGAACCUCAAAAACCUAUGAAACAUUUGAGAGAAAUCCCUAGUUUUGAACUGAACACCGAUCGAAGGGCUAAAGAAAGACAAAUGUUUGAGGAAAAGAUGAAGUAUAGGGAUGAACUGAUAAAAGCACAAAGACAGAGGAUGGAACAAGAAAAAAUUCGACAUGAGGAAGAAGAAGUCGCUAAUCUUCGAAGAGUGAUGGAAUAUAAAGCGCAGCCAAUAAGGCGUUACAAACCGAUCGAACCUGCUCCAACAAAGAGCCUCACAGAACCCCAUAGUCCUCAGUUCAAUCUGAAUAGUCGUACUAAACGUCAUAAUAACAAAGAAAAUAUUACGGGAUGAAUACGUCGACUGUUUCAACUAACAUGUACCUAAUAAGUUUUUGACACAUUCAUUUGAAGAAGAUGCGUUAUGUUGUGGGUUUCCAUAUUUUUUUAUAUUUAUACAAAUGCAACAGUAAUUUUUUAUGUAAACUUCUCCUUCUUAUUAAAGGAUUGUACAUUU